UAACUAAAUCAAAAUGGAUACAGUUUAUGGUACAAAAAAAUAUUUUCAAAGUUUAUCAGGUGCCAGUGAUAUUUAUCGAAGUCCAGCUUGUCGAGCCGUGUCCAAUGAUUACACCUAUCAAAACACUUUGGGCAGACGCUCGACCUUGGGUGCCUACUAUCACAUGAACAAUCAGCCCUCCUACAGCAAUGAUCACAGUAUAAACAAUCAAUAUGGUUACAAUACCUGGGGCAUAUGGCGAGAUGGUCGCAAUUUGGCGCCCUCUACCUUCUCGGCCAAGCCACAUGCCCACUAUCAAAAGACCCGUUCAUUCUCUAUUAUUCUAACCACGGCUGCUUUUAUAGUAUUACUGGCGGUUAUAUCCAUAGCGGGUUUGGCUUUCUAUUUUAGUUCCAUUAAAGGCAAUAUGGAAGAUCCUGUUUUGGGUUUUGAGGGUUCUUUUCGCAUUGCCAAAGGCGAUCUAUUCUCCACGGGCUUAAAAUAUAAUCAUACCACCUCCUACAAGCAAAAAAUAGAGUUCUAUAAACGUUUUGUGGAAAGAGCUUUAACGGAUCAGGGUUUACAGCCAUUGCGCUCUGAUGUCUGGGGCUUUGGUGAGGGUCCUUUGAUUAAGGUUAAUUUUAGAACAUUUUUUGAUGUGCGAAAAUUGCCACAAAACAUCCACAAUGUCGAGGAGUUUAUAAAGGAAGCAAUUUUCCUGGAAACCACCGCUGUCAAGUCUUUAUAUAGAUCUUUGCGCAUAGAUGCCGAUUCAGUGGAAAUUAAACGUAUUUUGGAUGAACAAGUUGUUAAAUCAGCCUCUCUGUUUAAAGAUGCACAUACGGUGCCCACCAGUCAAACUCAACUGGAGAAGCGCUUAAUGAAAAAGACCGGCAAUCCUCCAGCGCUUAUCAACAAACCUUCCUCAUCCAGCCCCAGCAAAGGACGAGCUCCCUCCAAGACCCACUCAGCCGAUGAUGAGCCAGAUGUAGAUGUGGAAAAUGCUCCAGUUAUACAGGGAUCCUUUGAAGGAUCAUUUGAAAUAACCAAAACAGAUGCGGAUAUAGCAUUGAAAAAGACCACACCAACUAGAGGUCAUACCAUGGGUACCUUGGCACCUAAGUCGGUGACACCAUAUGCUCUCAGAGUUAAGCCCAAGAAACCGGGUAUUGAGAAAUUAACUACGGUGGUGCCGCAACAACAAACUGUAACCAGUACUAGGGCCACCACAACAACACCCACCACAACUACUACAACAACAACAACCACCACAACGACCACACCAAAACCCACCACGACCACCAGAAGAACUACUACAACGACCACGACAACUCCUAGGCCAACUACCACCAGCACCACAACAACCACUACAACGCCUGCAACCACCACCUCAACAAGUACUUCCACAACAACAACUACCACCACACCAAGGCCAACCACCAGCACCACUUUAGCCACUACUACUACUGUCAGCCCUCCUUCCCUACCAACUUUAGUCCACCUGAAUCAUCAAAACUAUCCAGUUUAUACAUCGUCCUCUUCCCCCUCGCAUUCUUUGCCUAAACUAGAUCAAAGUCUUUUCACUUCAGUGCCUGUAUUAGACACCCAACCCUGGCGUCCCAUACAUCGGGAGGUACCAGAAUUUUUAGCCGGUCCACCACCCUCCUUCCCCACCAAAACUCUGCCCACCUUGCAAAUGCCCACCAUGUCCACCUCAUUGCCUUUAAUGCCGCCAGUCGGGCCAGUCCUCAAAGAGGAGCCCCCACGUCGACGCAUUGAUGAAAUAGAACUACCCUUUUUGCCCGAGGAACCUAGACCUCCUAUGCCUAUUUUGGAUACGUUUAACAGCGGCAAACCAGUAAUGGAUAAUUAUAAACCUAAUUUCUAUGGUCCCGGCUUUAGGAAACCCGAUGCCUCCAUGGAAAUGCAAAAUUCACAAGAACUAAUGUUCUAUCACAGUUUUGGCAAUCCGGUGUUUAUGCCCGGCUCAGAGGGCAUUGAGCGUUUGGGAGCAGGAGCCUCUGUGCAACCACAUCCUUUGCCAGUGCCUCUAAUCGAUGAUGUGGUGAUACCUCCCUUUAAGCCCUUGAAUGCUGGUUUAGCGAACAAGGAACAUGUACAAUUUAAUAUGGCUGCCAACAGUGAGAAAUUUGAGCAUUUGGGUGAUGGUGUCAUAGCCAAGAAACAGGAAAAUAGCACAGUGGUAACAGAGACUCCAAUAAACAUUUUGGAAAGUAGCAACAAGGAAGAAUUGUUAGAUUUAAAUAAAGAAACGAAUAAUGAAUCAACCACUACUUUAAGACCCAAAGAUGAUUUAAUAGAUUCAUCUUCGGCUACUUCAGAACUGGCUGAUAAAAUUGGAGAAUUCUUUAUGGAUCUUUGGGAUUUACCCAAAGAUGAGGUGGCUAAAAACAAACAACAGCCUUUAGAAUCUAGAAUAGAAGCAGAGGAGGAGGCCAAUUCAAGUUCAAGCUCCUCUACCUCAGCCACCACCAGCAAACCCAACUUUUUAAAUCUUAAAGAGUUAAUCUUGCAAAGAAACCAAUUGAACAAUCAAAAUCUCAAGAAAUCUAGCAGUGAGAUGUAUCGCAAUACUUCCAGGGCAACCAGUACAUCUACUUCUACUACGACAACAACCACCACUCCUAGGAGUACUGUCAAAAUUACUUACAAACCAUCUACAACUACCACUAAACGCUAUAGAAUUAAACCCUCCCAGAGUAAACCUCCCACAAUGAUGGAUGACUCCAAUCUCUUUCCUUCACACUCCAAAUGGGGCUUUGUAAAUAAUUCGGCCGGAUCUCAAGUUGGUCAUACCGGUAAUAUGCGCAAAGUUUUCAAUACCACUUUACAGGCCUGGGUCUCAGAGGAUGUGGAAAAAACGGAGAAUUUCACUUUAAAUGAUUUAAAGACAAAAAUCAAUAAUGCCACCAAUAUACAAGAUAUUUCGCUAAUCUUUGAUACUUUGGCCUCCAAACUGGGCAUAACACCCAGUGCAGGCACUAAAGUGCCACCAUUUUCAUACAAUAAAUUGAAACAGUCACAGAAUAAUGAAUUUAGAGCAAAACCCACACCCUCUACCACUCCUACACCUUAUGGAGAUUUGGUUUUCGAGAGAAGAGAACCUUUUAUUAAGCCCAUGUCUAGUUUUAUUGAUGACUCCUCGGCUGAGGGUGUGGGAGCCGCCAUUCCCGUAGUGGGAGAGGCCGAGGUGGAGGUUAUAGAUCCCACCAAAUAUGAAGAAAUGCUUAGAUCUUCACAAUUUGCAGACUCCACCACCACAGAAACUACCCCCAAAUUGGUAACUCUUUUGCCCGUGAGAUCUAAUUCUGGCAUUAGGACUUACAAGCCAUUUACCGAAUCUGCCAGAAGCAAUUCAGAUACUGUUAGUACUACUUCAUCGGUUUCUUCUUCCACUUCAUCCUCAUCCCCAGCCUCUGAAGUUGCACCUUCACCAGCUGUAUCUGUUUCCGUGAAAUCUUCAUCAUCCUCCUCCACAUCGACAGCAGCGAGAAAAAAGUCGGGUGUGGUGGUGGGUAAAACGAAUUCUACUUCCUCUAGAGCGGGCAUCACACGAAGAAAGAAUGCCAAUCAAAGUAGAAGAUUUCCUCCACCGGAGGCGGUUAUAAGGGGAGGUCUGAAAGUAACGGUUAAGUAAAG
Messenger RNA from Calliphora vicina (urban bluebottle blowfly), 3639 nucleotides. RefSeq names its product mucin-2. The transcript is spliced from 7 exons. Bases 14 to 3637 code for a protein of 1207 amino acids. The record is from RefSeq and is a predicted model, not a curated record. NCBI's taxonomy places the organism in Eukaryota, Metazoa, Arthropoda, Insecta, Diptera, Calliphoridae.